UUACAGAUGCAGGUCCCUCGAUGCAUCGGCUUUGCUCAGGUUUGCUUUGAACGUCACGUGCGGACAGCCGUGGCUUAUGAGCAUAGUCCGAGCCCCGUUCAAUGCUCUCGCACAAAGACAUCGUGCCUUCCAUCGUCAAUUUCCACCCUUUCUCCCUCCCAUCUGCAUACUUCAGUACCGUCCUACAACAUGUAUCUUUACUUGAAGGUACGCAGCUAUGCCUUUCCGUCGAUCCAGCAAGAUGCGUCGACUUUUCCGUUGUUGGAAAUCAGCAGAAAUCGAACAAGCUCAACUUGUCCCCGUUGAUGCAACUGCUCUCACUUCGCAUCAUCUCUGCCAACAUUGCGAAGAAUGUGUGCGCUCCUGCUUCACCCAACAGCCCGGCUGGCUUAGUGAUUAUGGAUAUCUCUCCAAUAAUACGAGGAUCGAGGACAAUGGAAGAGUUCCGACCUAGACUCACUCUACUCAUAGAAGCUUUGCCACAGCCGUCAGGGAGGGAUGUUUUGUUUGCAACACGCUGCUACAGAAUAAACCGGGUAGUAUGGUUUCCGCCAUCAAUGAAGCGAGCUGGGACGCGACAGCUUGACCACAUUCAGCCGGGAUUAUCUCGAAUGCGGCGAAUAUGACGAAAGAUGGUUGAGGUGCCGCCUCACCUUCUCGAUCCGAGAUGAGGCAAACAGACUGAGAGUGGAGCGUGUUGUCAUAAUGCAGGGCGACCCUGAAGAUGAUAAGGGUAGGUCAUGUGUUGAGACGUCCUUCAACCACCUCCGGGAACAGC
Parathielavia appendiculata is the source of this 778-nucleotide messenger RNA. RefSeq lists its product as uncharacterized. The coding region runs from base 102 to 626 and encodes 174 amino acids. The record is from RefSeq and is a predicted model, not a curated record. Lineage: Eukaryota; Fungi; Ascomycota; Sordariomycetes; Sordariales; Chaetomiaceae. The transcript has a single exon.